CAGUGGAUUCCUGACGUCAGGGCAGGUCUAGUAGAAACAGAACGCCACAACUAUUGCAUCGAACGUGAAAUUGUGGAAUCGAGUACGAGCCACGGCAGCAAAAUUUGGCUCCAAGAGCAGGCGCACAGCUCCCCAGUGGUGGACCAGCCCAUCUGUACAAUGCCCUUGGAAGAUGGAAAUGGAUGGAAAAAGAAGACAACCGAUAUCAAGGAAAACUAUGACUUCAAGGAGGUCUUGGGGACGGGGGCAUUCUCUGAGGUGGUUCUGGCUGAGGAGAGGAGCACCCAGCACCUGGUGGCUGUCAAGUGCAUCCCCAAGAAGGCCCUAGAAGGCAAGGAGAACAGCAUCGAGAAUGAGAUUGCUGUGCUGCACAGAAUAAAGCACAAGAAUAUAAUUUCACUGCAGGACAUAUUCGAGAGUCAAUCACAUCUGUACCUGGUCAUGCAGUUAGUAUCAGGUGGGGAGCUGUUUGACAGAAUUGUGGAAAAGGGUUUCUACACAGAAAGAGAUGCCAGUAAGCUCAUUUGUCAGAUAUUAGAUGCAGUGAAGUAUCUCCAUGAUAUGGGCAUUGUGCAUCGAGAUCUAAAGCCAGAGAACCUGCUGUAUUACAGCAUGGAGGAGGACUCCAACAUCAUGAUCAGUGACUUUGGAUUGUCAAAAAUUGAGGACUCAGGGACUGUGAUGUCAACUGCCUGUGGAACGCCUGGAUAUGUGGCCCCUGAGGUCCUGGCACAGAAACCUUACAGCAAAGCAGUGGACUGCUGGUCCAUAGGCGUCAUUUCGUACAUUUUGUUAUGUGGUUAUCCUCCCUUUUAUGAUGAAAAUGAUGCCAAGCUCUUUGAACAAAUUCUGAAGGCAGAGUAUGAAUUUGACUCCCCAUACUGGGAUGACAUAUCAGACUCAGCUAAGGACUUCAUAUGCCACCUAAUGGAGAAAGAUCCUAUGCUGAGGUACACGUGUGAACAGGCCUUACAACAUCCGUGGAUCUCAGGAGACACUGCCCUUGACAAGAAUAUCCACGAGUCUGUCAGUGCUCAGAUUAAGAAGAAUUUUGCCAAAAGUAAAUGGAAGCAAGCCUUCAAUGCCACCGCUGUGGUCAGGCACAUGAGGAGACUUCAGCUGGGCACCAGCCAGAUCACCUCCACCAGCCCCUGUCACAGACAUCUGCUCCUGCCUGCCAAGGAGCAGCACCAGGAGGAGGAGGACGAUGAAGAAGAAGAGGAGGAUAAAGGCUCCCCAGGCGAUGAUGGUCGCCGUGGCAGCGCUGAUCGAGACAGUCUCAGAAGCUGUGCAUACUGCUGCCGACCAACAAGUAGGAUCUGAGAGGAGACCCAGUAGCCUACACAAACCAGUGAAACCCAGCACAACCCAUUACAUGCUCCUACCACCACCAGUCUGUCUACAUGGGGGAGCUUGCAGAAGUGGAGUGAGAAGAGGAAGAGAGGAUCGGAGAAGGUUCUAAACAUGCUGACCUGAGUGCUUUGUUACAAAUUAUCCUGUUAUGACACCCACUUUCGGUUUUGACUGUUUUAUGUUCCGUAUCCCAACCAAAGAGUACCAUACUUGCAUUCAACUUUGAGUCUUUCAGAGCUGUUAGAAAUAUUAGACCCCAAGUAUGUGCUCUGAUUGGAGCACAAGCGCUUUAGUAACACAGUAGUCAUUUUUUUGUAAGAAAUCAGAGAGAGUCAGGCUUCAUUAGCACAGACUGUAAAAAAAGACUUAAGAAACUGAAGUUGAAACCUUACUUACGUGGUCUUUGUUAAGCUUUAUUUUAAAGUUCCCUUGCCUUAAUCUAUGGUGUAUUUACUUGAUGUAAGGUCUAUGCAGUGCCCUUAUCCCUGUGCCUGUGUUUUGCAUCAGACUGGUCUUGUAACAUCAGCUGGUAGUGCACAGUUUUGGGCUAUAGCCUCUUCACGUGUGAAAGAGACUGUGGUUUCAGUUCUACGGGAGUGAAAGAAAGCUCAAAGGCUCGAACUGAGAUCAAGGGCAAAAUCUUCACACAAUAUCAGCACGUGAAGUACAAAAGAGUAUGAUUUCAUUUCUAGAUCCAAAGGGAUUAAAAUUCACUUCUAACAAAGGCUUCUGACAAAUCUGAGUCCAGGGAGAGGUCUAAUCUUGGUUCCUGACAAAACCUCUUAAAAUAGAAAGACAUGCAUGGAUAACCUUAGACCCCAAAGUCUUGUCAAGUGCUGAAACUCCUCAUCUGAGUGUUGGAGAGAUCCAUGCUGGACUUUAGAAGUGUGUCUAGGGCUUGCUCUGUCUUUGAGAUGUUUAGGCAGGAAUCUCAGAUUUGGGUCAUUGGAUGUAAUGCAUACUGUACUCCUCUGAGAAAAUGUCUAAUGUUUGCAUGACCUUGUAAUUGUUUACAUAAGCGAUGAUGAAUAUAUAGAUAUUAUUAUUACCACUAUGCUAACAUAAGAAAACUGACUGAAAGUGUUUGAUGUUGGAGACACCAGCUAUUUUGGUACUAGCUGUGGGUCACAUUACAUGAAUUUGAAUACUGUGUGAAAUGCAAUUCCAGUGUCAUUUUUAUUAUUUCAUAGUAUAAGAUUUAUUGUUUGUACGCAUUGCUAGACUGAAGGUCUCAAAACAUAUCUUCUAGUUAUAUGAAUUGAUACUAAAAUAUUAAGAAUAAUUUGAUACAUUAACUCAAUGUUUGGUCAUUUUGAUUUUAUAAUCCCAUUUUGUGAACCUUUCUUACUUCAAAACUAAUUUGACUUGGAAGAUUACGAAAACAGCCAUUAGAUAAUCCCAUAUUUUUAACAUUCCUCAUAUGGCUUUGCACACAAUUUAUAGUCUAGCACUCAUGAUGGCAAAAAAAAAUAUGAUUCAACCAAGUAGCACAACUGUAGUUGCAGUACAUGGCAUCUUUCAUUAGAACUGAACAACAAGCAAAUGAAUAAAUCAGUUAUGCUUUCUAUAGCACAGAAAGCUACAGGCUGAUGUGAAGGGAAGACUCAGGACAGUAUUAGCACUGAGAAGCAGGAAAUGCUACAUAGAUUUUAACUUAUAUGGCUCUAAUGAAUUUCAGCAAUGAGUGACAGAACAUUUAAGCUCAGACUAGUCUUUUAGUCAAUUAUCUAUGAUUUGAUUUAUUUCCUUUUCAGAAUACUAAAUUUAAUUGUUUUAAGUGAGAACUGAGGCACUUGGAAAUUUCACAUGAAAAAAAAGAGACAAAUAUAUGUGUUAAACAAGAACAAUUGUAUAUCUUUUCCUAAAACCCAUUUUGAAUUAAACAUAUAUGGAUGCAAUGCAUCAUGGGUUAUUAAUGGAAUAACAAAGAGCUAAUGAAUACCCUUAAGGAUAUUGUAGCAGGUUCUGAAAUAAACACUCUUGUCUAUGCAUUGUUUGUUCAGUAUGCUUAAUAUGUACACUGCAAAUAAAGUCCACAUCAAAGUGCUAUGCAAAGCCAGACUAUGGCUGGUAAUUUCAGGUUAAAUGCAUAUAGCUGAGUAUAUGCAUUUAGUUAUAUGCACAUGCACAACAAGAACUGUUGAGGAUUUUAUGUUAAAAUACCAUGACAUACCAUUUAAAUACUGGAGCAUUGUAUUAUUGUGGACAGCUACAAAGGGUAAUAUAACCUGCCUCAGUGAAACAGUAGAGGCACAGAAAAAUUGUUUGUUUACUAGAGAAUAUAAUGAUGAACAUUAGAACAGUUAUUUUAUGAACAUUAGAAUGUGUUAGUCCAUUGUAAUCAUAUGCUUAUUAGCACAGUGUAUGUCAGUAAAAUUAAAUGUUGAAUAAAAAUGCAAAAAGUCAGCAGAUUGUUCUACCUGUACAUUGAAUAAUUGUAGACUCACAAACCACA
Messenger RNA from Electrophorus electricus (electric eel), 3808 nucleotides. RefSeq names its product calcium/calmodulin-dependent protein kinase Ia (gene camk1a). Gene Ontology annotation, biological process: protein phosphorylation. Gene Ontology annotation, molecular function: protein kinase activity; ATP binding. The record is from RefSeq and is a predicted model, not a curated record. NCBI's taxonomy places the organism in Eukaryota, Metazoa, Chordata, Actinopteri, Gymnotiformes, Gymnotidae.